AUGAGUGGAGGUUGUUCGUGCCCAACAGUUGUAUGUCCUCCUCCUCCCCCUCCUAUUUCUUCUCAAAGUUGUGGUGGAGGAGGAAGUUGUGGAGGGGCAUCUGGAGGGUGUGGUGGAGGAGGUGGGGGUUGUGGAGGCUAUGGAGGAACUGGAGGUUGUAGUGGAGGGUGUGGAGGAGCAGCAGGAGCUGGAGGUUGUGGUGGAGGAGGAAGUUCUGGAGGAUGCGUGGUAAUAAACUGUGAUAAUGGUUGUGGAGGUUCUUCAGGUUGUGGAGCAAGUUCAGGAUCAAGUUCAGGAUGUUCUGGAUCUUCAGGUUGCUCAGGAAGCUCUUCAAAUUGUGGAGGAAGUACGGGAGGUUGCGGGACAGGUUCUACAGGUUACGCAAGUCGUGGUAGUUCUGGAGGAUGUGGAAGAGGAAGCUCUUCGAGUUGCGGAGGAAGUCACCAAACAUAUCCAUCAGCGUCCAGUUCUGCUCGGUUAACUAUCGAAUGCUCUAAAGACACAACUACAGGAGGAGGUUGCGGCACAAUAAACAAUUGUUUACCUCAACAACAACCACAAUCCAACAGUUAUGCAAAAAGCAGUUCAGGAGGAGGGAGUUAUAGCAACAACAACAAUAUAGGGCAACAACAGCAACCAACAAGUGGGUGUUCAACUGAUUGUUCUCCUCCUCAAGUUCAACUACCCCAGCAACAACCCCAACAACCCCAACAAACCCCUCAACCAUACAAUCCAAUCACUCCUCUUCCCCCUCAAAAUUAUGUUGCGCCCUCUCUCCCUACAGCAGAAUGCCAAAGUGCAACGCCAAAUGAAUGUAAUAUUCUCCCUCAACCUUCUAUUAGUCCACAACCUGCUUGGUCCUCGGGUGCUGGGGGUACUUAUGCACAGAAAAACAAUGAAGGGGAUAGAGAGCUUCUACAACAAAAAGGAGAGGGGUACUCGGGAAGUGAUGGUGGUGGAUUUGGGCAGGGGAACUACGAACAGUCAUCAACAUUUCCACCUCUCACAACAUAUAAACAACCACAACAAUUACCAGAACAACAACCUAUACAACCUCCUCCAAUUUCUGAACCAGAAAUUCCGCCACUUCCACCUACUGAUGAGUAUUUAACUUCAUUACAGCCUGAAGAAACAACUGAAACAACUACAAAGGGAGAGGAAGAGAAAGAAAAUAAUUACAAGAGGGAUCCACCGGUUAGAAAUUUUUUAAUUUUUGGGACAAAAUAUCACCUUAAGGAAAAUGGGAAAAAAUGUCACAGUAUUGAAAUUGGGACAAAAUGUCACUUAGUGAAAAUUUGGACAAAAUGUCACUUGACAAAAUGUCACCUUAAGGAAAAUGGGAAAAAAUGUCACAGUAUUGAAAUUGGGACAAAAUGUCACUUAGUGAAAAUUUGGACAAAAUGUCACUUGACAAAAUGUCACCUUAAGGAAAAUGGGAAAAAAUGUCACAGUAUUGAAAUUGGGACAAAAUGUCACUUAGUGAAAAUUUGGACAAAAUGUCACUUGACAAAAUGUCACCUUGAUGAAAAUUGGGACAAAAUGUCAAUUAAUAUUUCAGGCAAUAAACGUAAGCGGAGGCAAAGGAAAUGGAGGCCUAAACGUACAAGGGAACAAAAAACAAAUUUUGAAAAUUCUUUUCCGAUGGAUUUAUAUGGAGAUGAUGAAUUGGCAUUGGCAGAUUAUGACGAGGAGAUAGAUACAAAAACAUUUACAUCAACUAUAAAAACCACAUUAAAAACAACACCGAAAAUGUUGGAGACGACAACCCCAAAGAAGCUUUUUGCUGUAGUACCGCCAGAGAAGGCUACAACUACCUCUCUCGAUGAGAAGGACGAUAUUCUCACAAACGACUACUCAGAGCUUUCAUUCAAAAAAGUACACGCCUCUCCCCAUUCAUCAGACAAACUUUAUUCAAAAUUGGGCACAGAAAAUUCCAAAUGUAGUUCCGAAACAUUGAGAACAAUAAUGCAUGAAAAUAUUGUAGUUAGUCCAACAAUAUCUAAACAGUUGAUAUUCAGUGCUGGUCGAUUGACUUUUGGGGCAUCGAUAGAUGUUAUUUGUAGUAGAAAUAGGUUCUCAUAUACUGUGGUGGGUUUUUUUUGA
This is a messenger RNA of Meloidogyne enterolobii, 2103 nucleotides long. Lineage: Eukaryota; Metazoa; Nematoda; Chromadorea; Rhabditida; Meloidogynidae. The record is from the annotation of a GenBank genome assembly.